Jaculus jaculus (lesser Egyptian jerboa) is the source of this 1662-nucleotide messenger RNA. RefSeq names its product lysophospholipase 2 (gene Lypla2). Lineage: Eukaryota; Metazoa; Chordata; Mammalia; Rodentia; Dipodidae. The transcript is spliced from 11 exons. Gene Ontology annotation, cellular component: cytoplasm. The record is from RefSeq and is a predicted model, not a curated record. Gene Ontology annotation, biological process: protein depalmitoylation. Bases 183 to 878 code for a protein of 231 amino acids. Gene Ontology annotation, molecular function: carboxylic ester hydrolase activity; palmitoyl-(protein) hydrolase activity.
GGGAAGAGUGUGUGUGUGUGCGGGAGAAAGGGGAGACUCGCCCGAGCGGUCUCGGAAGCCCCCGGAGUGAGAACCUGUUCAGUUGGGGGCUCAUUUGGAGUCAGUGGCGGCAGCAGCAGCAGCAGCAACAGCGACUUUGGCAGUAGCAAAGCAGGCCCAGCCUGCAGGGAGUCCUACAGUGUAUGUGUGGUAACACCAUGUCUGUUCCCCUGCUCACCGACGCUGCCACCGUGUCUGGAGCUGAGCGGGAAACGGCUGCGGUUAUCUUUUUACAUGGACUCGGAGAUACAGGGCACAGCUGGGCUGACGCCCUCUCUUCCAUCCGGCUCCCUCACGUCAAGUACAUCUGUCCCCAUGCGCCCAGGAUCCCCGUGACACUCAACAUGAAGAUGGUGAUGCCCUCCUGGUUUGACCUGAUGGGGCUGAGCCCAGAUGCGCCAGAGGAUGAGGCUGGCAUCAAGAAGGCUGCAGAGAACAUCAAGGCCUUGAUCGAGCACGAAAUGAAGAACGGGAUUCCUGCCAAUCGAAUCGUCCUGGGCGGCUUUUCACAGGGUGGGGCUCUGUCCCUCUACACAGCCCUCACUUGUCCCCACCCUCUUGCUGGCAUUGUGGCAUUGAGCUGUUGGCUGCCUCUGCACCGGAACUUCCCCCAGGCAGCCAAUGGCAGUGCCAAAGACCUGGCCAUUCUUCAGUGCCAUGGGGAACUGGACCCCAUGGUGCCUGUACGGUUUGGGGCCCUGACAGCUGAGAAGCUCCGGUCUGUUGUCACACCUGCCAGGGUCCAAUUUAAGACAUACCCAGGUGUCAUGCACAGCUCCUGUCCUCAGGAAAUGGCAGCUGUGAAGGAAUUUCUCGAGAAGCUGCUGCCUCCGGUCUAACCAGCUGCUGGCCCCCAGUUCCCAGGGGACCCAGCACAUAAGCACGGCACUAUCUUGGAUCUGAGCCGGUCAAGCCCCUCUCCCCUCCUUCCCCACCUUGCCCACCCACCCUCUUCCCACAGACCUCUGGGGCAGGCAGCUGAGGGUGGCCAGGCUUUCCCUGCUGGCCCUGGCCACCUAGCAGCCUGCAGCAGGGGCGGGCUGCUUUCCUAUCCCACUUCCCCAGAGGCGGGCCCCAGCAGCAGUAUUGGAGGGGCUGUAGGCAGCGGGAGAAAGGGGCCCAGCCGCUGACCCACUCACUCAGGACCUCACUCACUAGCCCCGCUUUGGGCCCCCUCCUGCGACCUCAGGGUUUGGCCCAUGGGGCCCUCCUGGGCUCCUACCCCAGUGAUUCUGCCCAGAUAAUCGUGCGUCUCCUGCCCCACUGCAGCUGCUUCUCAAUCAUGAAUGUGUCCAUGGCCCAGGGCCCCUUGCUGCUGUGGGCUGCCUGUCCAUGGGCAGGCAUGUCAGUGAGGAGGUAGAGUCCUUUGGGGGCCUCCCCUCAGUGGUUCCCAUCUUGGGGGCUGGGCCCUGCCUCCCAUGGCUCUCCCUCACAGGCCUGGAGCCUGCAGGGCUAGAUUGAGGCCCAAGGACCCCUGGCUGUCUCACCCCCACCGUAUCCCCAUUCUAGGGCCAGGGAGGUGGUGGGGAGGAGUUGUGUCUUGUCUUCUGUCUCCAUGUGGUUUUGGGUGUUUUUCUUGUUUUGUCCUGAAUUCCAAUAAAAUUACAGAAAUUGCUUCCUCAA